Molecule: messenger RNA, 1443 nt
Organism: Metarhizium acridum CQMa 102
Lineage: Eukaryota; Fungi; Ascomycota; Sordariomycetes; Hypocreales; Clavicipitaceae
Source: RefSeq, a predicted model, not a curated record
AUGGCGGCAACGUACGCCGUCAUCAGCUCCGAGUUUGGCGCGGCCAACAGCGCGUCGUGGCUGACGACGGCGUACCUCAUCGCGUCGACGGCCGUGCAGCCGCUGUACGGCCGCGUGUCCGACAUCCUCGGCCGCCGGGCGUGCUUCUUCGCGUCCACGGUGCUCUUCGCCGCCGGGAGCGCCGGCUGCGGGCUCUCGGGGCGCAUGGCGACGCUCAUCGCCAUGCGCGCCCUGACGGGCGUCGGCGGCGGCGGGCUGCACAUCAUGGCCACCAUUGUCAACUCGGACCUCGUCCCCUUCCGCAGGCGCGGCAUGUACCAGGCCAUGCAGAAUGGCGUCUUUGGGCUCGGCGCCGUCUGCGGCGCCUCGCUCGGCGGCACCAUAGCCGACCGGAUCGGCUGGAGGUGGUGCUUUCUCCUCCAGGUGCCCGUGUCCGUGUUUGCCCUGGCUGUCGGCGGCCUCGUCGUCAGGGACCAGCCCUCCGAGAUGCUGCUUUCCCUCGACGAGGGACUGCACGUCAUGUGGAAGCGCAUCGACUUUUCCGGCGCCUUGCUUCUCGUCGCCGCCGUUUCCACGCAGCUGCUCGGCCUGGGCUUGGGGGGCAAUUUGCUCCCCUGGGGCAGCCCGUGGGUCGUCGGCUCGCUGGUCGGAAGCUUGCUGCUCUUUGCGUCGUUUGUGCUGGUUGAGGGCAGGACAUCUGCGCCUCCCAUGAUUCCUCUUCGGAUGUUGAAGGGCCGGCUGCCCGUCGCGACGCAGAUAUCGAAUGCGUGUGCCGGAUGCGCCGCCUAUGGAUUUCUGUUCAUGGUCCCCCUCUUCUUCCAGGUUGUCCUGUUGGAAUCGGCGUCCAAGGCCGGGGCCCGUCUGGUCAUCCCCUCGCUGGCAACGCCCAUCGGCUCCGUGAUGGCCGGAGUCGUCAUGUCCCGGUACGGCAAGCUUAUUGCCAUGAUGAGAAUAGGCUCCGUUUUAAUGGCUGUGGGAAACGCCCUCGUCUUCUCUUUGCGAUUUGUCGACUCGGGUUGGAAAUACUUUGCCUACAUCUUCCCGGCUAAUCUUGGUCAAGGCGUGGUCUAUCCGUCUAUAUUAUUCACCUCGCUGGCCUCGUUUGAGCACCAAGACCACGCCGUUGCUACAUCUACCGUGUACCUGAUUCGCUCGCUCGGUGGCGUUUGGGGAGUGUCAGUCACUUCUGCCAUCGUGCAAACUUCGCUCAGCGCUCGUCUUCCGGGCGCUUUGAGCGGGAUCCCAGAUAAAUGGAGAAUCAUCGACCAGAUACGACAUUCAGCUUCUAGUAUUCACACGCUUCCACCGGAAAUUCAACUGCGGGUCCGUCUGGUUUACUACGAUGGAAUCCGUUAUGCAUUCGCCGCAUGUACUACAAUUGCUGUUAUUGGCGUAGCAGCAGCAUUUGUGGCCACGGCUUCCAAGUUACGAAGCACCCAUUAG